Trematomus bernacchii (emerald rockcod) is the source of this 1399-nucleotide messenger RNA. RefSeq names its product atrial natriuretic peptide receptor 1-like. Gene Ontology annotation, biological process: receptor guanylyl cyclase signaling pathway; cGMP biosynthetic process; protein phosphorylation. Lineage: Eukaryota; Metazoa; Chordata; Actinopteri; Perciformes; Nototheniidae. Gene Ontology annotation, molecular function: guanylate cyclase activity; protein kinase activity; peptide receptor activity. The record is from RefSeq and is a predicted model, not a curated record.
GACCUGAUGGAGAGUGACAGCAUCACUCUGGACUGGAUGUUCAGAUACUCUCUCAUCACAGACAUCGUCAAGGGCAUGCUGUUCCUGCACAGCAGCGUCAUCUCGUCUCACGGGAACCUGAAGUCUUCUAACUGCGUUGUUGACAGCCGAUUCGUUCUGAAAAUCACAGACUACGGAGUCCAGAGUCUGCGAGGGGGGGUCGUUCCCGAGGACUCGCAUGCUCACUACGCACGUAAGCUGUGGACGGCCCCCGAGCUGCUGAGGAUGGACUGCCCCCCCCCCUGGGGGACGCAGAAAGGAGACGUGUACAGUUUCGGGAUCAUUCUGCAGGAAGUGGCUCUUCUGAGGGGUGUUUUCCACCUGGAGACUCAAACUCUGACCCCCAAAGAGAUCGUGCAGGCGGUGCGUCAUGGCUCCGCCCCCCACCUCACCUGUUCCCCCCCACUCCCCCCCCUCAGACCCUCGCUCUGCCCCCUCAGCCACAGCGAGGAUCUGGGGCUCCUGAUGCAGCGCUGCUGGAACCAAGAACCAGCAGAACGUCCCGACUUCAGCUCCAUCAAGAUCCUGCUGAGGAAACAGCACAGGGGUUACGGUUCUAACAUCCUGGACAACCUGCUCUCCCGGAUGGAACAAUACGCCAACAACCUGGAGGAACUGGUGGAGGAACGGACUCAGGCGUAUCAUGAAGAGAAGCGUAAAGCAGAGACCCUGCUGUACCAGAUACUACCUCACUCAGUUGCAGAGCAGCUGAAACGAGGACAGACGGUUGAGGCCGAGGCCUUCGACUCCGUCACCAUCUACUUCAGUGACAUCAUCGGGUUCACAGCGAUGUCUGCGGAGAGCACGCCACUGCAGGUGGUGACGCUGCUCAACGACCUGUACACCUGCUUCGACGCCAUCAUCGACAACUUUGAUGUUUACAAGGUAGAGACGAUCGGCGAUGCCUACAUGGUGGUGUCGGGGCUGCCGGUGAGGAACGGGAAGCAGCACGGCAGAGAGAUCGGACGCAUGGCGCUCGCUCUGCUGGAGGCGGGGGAUAGCUUCUCUAUCAAACACAGAGCCAAUCAGAAGCUGCGGCUGCGCAUCGGCAUACACAGCGGUCCAGUGUGUGCAGGUGUGGUGGGGCUGAAGAUGCCCAGGUACUGUCUGUUCGGAGACACAGUGAACACAGCCUCACGCAUGGAGUCCAACGGAGAGGCUCUCAAGAUCCAUGUCUCCCAGGCAACUCAGGAGGUUCUUCAGGAGUUCGGGUGUUUCCGUCUGCAGCUCCGGGGGGAGGUGGAGAUGAAGGGGAAGGGCAGCAUGAGGACAUACUGGCUGCUGGGGGAGGAGGGGGGUAAACACAAUGUAACAGCCUGAGGGGGGGGGUAAACACUUUGUAACAGCCUGAGGGGGGGGG